AUGCUGGGCGGCCCCAAACCGGUGGCCGCCCUGGACCUGCUGCGCCGGCUGGGCCUGAUGCACGCCGUGUUCGGCCACGACCUGGGCACCGACGGGCGACCCGGGGUGGCCUGGGAGGCCCUGCGCCUGCUCGACCUGGGGCUGGGCCGGGAGGCGCGGCGCGACCUGAUGGCCGCGGCGGCGCUGCUGCCGGUGCGGGAGGAACGAGUGCCGGCGGCCAAGGGCAGGCACACCUCCCUGGCGGCCAGCCUGCUGCGCACCGCCCUGAAGUGGCCCACCCGGAGUGGGGAGCGGGUGGAGGCCCUGCAUGCCGCCGCGCCCCAGCUCCUGCAGGUCCUGCAAGAGGGCCUCCGGGGGGAGGACGGGGCCGUGGGCAAGGAGAGCCUGCAGGUGACCCUGGGGCGGUGCCUGCUCGCGCUCAAGGACAGCUGGCGGGAGGGGUGCCUGCUGGGCGCCCUGCUGGGCAGUCCCACCGACCCUGCCGGCACCGCAGAGGGCUGCCGCAGCCUGGUGGCCGCGGUGGGGGGCUGGGGCCUCCAGGGCUGCUGGGAGUGGAAGCCGCCGGUCAACGGGCGGCGCGUCAUGGCGCUGCUGGGGGUGAGCGGGAAGGAGGUGGGGCCGGUCAUGGCCGCCAUCACCGACUGGCAGCUGGCGCAGCCGGGCGGGAGCGCGCGGGAGUGCGAGGCGUGGCUCCUCACGCAGACCAGGUGGGCGCCCAGUGUGCGGGAGGCGACAGCGCCCGAAGCCGGGGACGGCAGCGUUGAAAAGUGA
Messenger RNA from Auxenochlorella protothecoides, 771 nucleotides. RefSeq lists its product as hypothetical. NCBI's taxonomy places the organism in Eukaryota, Viridiplantae, Chlorophyta, Trebouxiophyceae, Chlorellales, Chlorellaceae. The transcript has 2 exons. Bases 1 to 771 code for a protein of 256 amino acids. Gene Ontology annotation, molecular function: ATP:3'-cytidine-cytidine-tRNA adenylyltransferase activity. Gene Ontology annotation, biological process: tRNA 3'-terminal CCA addition. The record is from RefSeq and is a predicted model, not a curated record.